Molecule: messenger RNA, 2458 nt
Organism: Paramuricea clavata
Lineage: Eukaryota; Metazoa; Cnidaria; Anthozoa; Malacalcyonacea; Plexauridae
Source: the annotation of a GenBank genome assembly
AUGGCGACUGCCGAAGGAGUUGAAGUGUUCGAAGAUACAAUUGAUCAGGUUUCUUCAGACUUGCAUGGUAGGAUUUUGUUGAAACGUGAACAGAAAAAAGCCCUCAUUGAUCUGUUGCUAAAAAAGGAUGUUUUAGCAGUGCUUCCGACCGGAUUCGGGAAAAGUUUGAUUUAUCAAUACUUUGUUCUAUCCAAGGCAAAACAGAGAGUACAUCAAGGGAGUGUGUGUGCUUCUGCCCUCAUUAUUUGCCCGCUCUUAAGUAUCGUCGAUGACUAAAUAAAGGAAGCAAAAGAUCUCGGUAUCACUGCCUGUCGAUUAAAGGACUUUCUAGAUGAAGAAACUUCAACGUUACGUCCAAAACAACUUAUGUUUGCCAGUGCGGAAGACGUAUUGUCGCCCACAUUUCGGAACCUUCUUAAGAAUAAUUCCAUUUUGAAUGAAAGUAUUGAGUUGCUGGUUAUCGACGAGUCGCAUACCGUCGAAACUUGGACUUCUAUGAGGUAUAUCAUAUGGCAUUUUGAUACAAAAAUCAUUUGAAUAUUUAUAUAAUGUAAUUAUAUCUUGUUUCGUGGAACACCACAAAAUAUUUAUUCUCCAUGUUGCAUUUUGUUCGGUUUUGCAGAGAAUUAUCUAAGAUUUUGUGGGUAACUAAAUAACCCCCUCCAUCAAAUAAACCCUCGUCUGUAAUAAGCUCCCCCCCCCCUUCCAUAGGACCUGAAAUGAUUAAGCAUAAGUCCCCUGGGGGACUUAAUAGAGAGUUUGAAAAGUAAUAUGUCACUCUAGAUUUCGAUACAAUGUUGUUUCAGGGUCACUUAAUAAAUUAUCCUUUCUAAAUUUUAGCAAUCAUCUAUUUAUAGAGACAAAUCGAGAAGAAGGUAAACUAUAAUAAGACGUACUAUACAAUGAAUGGUAUUCCUGUAAAACAUUUCUCUUUGUUACUAUCAUUAAAAAAUGUACUAUUACAGUAUUAUGUUAACUUGCAAAUUCUCCUCUUCUGGGAUAAUAGACAGAGUAAGAUUUAAGGGUACAUUGCCAGUUAAUAGGUUAAUAUAGUAUUACCUAUAUUUGUUUUUUAUUAUUUAUAGCAAUACCCAAAACUUAGUGUGAAUCUCUUUGUGCUGUAUACAUUACUAGGUGGGUAUGCUGAUCAAUUUUGACUUGCCUCAUUGACUUACAGUACAACUGUAUGUACUGUAUGUACCAUGUAUGUACUUGUAGACAAUAAGAAAUCAAUACAUUGUUUUGUUAAUUAUAUUAAGGAACACCAGUUUUGGCAUUAACUGGCACAGCUGAUAAAGCAACGAUGCAAGCAAUUGUUUCAAGUUUGUCUCUUAAAGAACAGACAGAUAUUCAUGUGAGUCCGAAUCGUCAAAAUAUCCGGAUGUCAGUGUUCAAGUGUUCAAAGAUAAGUAUGCUCUCUCAUCUUAAUUGGUUGAUAGAACUUGUACGUAAUAACGGUUUGGAUACUCCUAAAACGCUAUUUUUUUGCAAUACUAUGAAUGACAUUGCAACCAUAAGCAAUUACAUUCUUCUCAACCUGGCUGAUAAUGCAUUUCAUCCAACAAACGUUCAGACAGCUGAUAACUGCCUUAUUGGUAUUUACCAUUCCACUACUUGGGAUUCUCAAAAAGACAGAAUUGUAAAAGCUAUGAAGGGUACUGAACAUUUGUCAACUAGGAUAAUUGUUAUUGCCACUACUGCACUCAGUAUGGGAGUGAACUUUCCCGAUAUUCGCUAUGUUAUAAAUUGGGGUUCACCAAGAUCUUUAUUGGAUUACCAUCAAGAAAUUGGAAGAGCUGGAAGGGAUGGUAAGCAGUCCUAUGCCAUCACUUAUUUCUUUGGUCAGCAACUCAGUCACUGUGAGGAUGAUGUGAAGGACUUUGUAAAAUCAACCGCCUGUUAUAGAGUUGCCAGCUUACUGCCAUUUGACAAGCAAGUAGAAUCAUUAACGCCACAGCAUAAUUGUUGUUCAAAUUGCAUGAAUCUUUGUUCCUGUGACAUGUGUCAGCAUAGUUCUACAACUGACUUGCCAUUUGAAUCUACUGCAGAUGGUAAGAAUUCAGAUCACCCCCAUGUUGUCCGAAGUGUUUCCUUGGAAGAUAGGCGAGAUGUAAGAGAUUCAUUAAUGGAAUUAUUUUGGACAAUAGUAAAUACAAGUGAUGAGCUUGAGGUAAAAUUUUACACUCAAGUAGUUGAUGAAAUUGUUGAAAGUUGCCAUACAAUUUUUACCGUCAAGGAUAUUAUAACAAAUUAUCCAAUAUUUACAAUGCGACGUGCUCUAAAAAUCCUGGAGAUUUUCGAUGAACUGUUUGGUGAUAUUUCAUUACUUCCUUCAUUUGAAGAGUUGGAAAUCAUCGACGAAUUACUCGAUCUCACUCCAUUCUCUGCAGUUGGAUUGGAUAGUAGUAUUAAUUCAUCAUCAUCUGACUCAGAGGUUAGUGACAGUGAUAAUAGCUAG